Molecule: messenger RNA, 1434 nt
Organism: Exophiala xenobiotica
Lineage: Eukaryota; Fungi; Ascomycota; Eurotiomycetes; Chaetothyriales; Herpotrichiellaceae
Exons: 1
Coding region: 61-1434 (457 amino acids)
Biological process (GO): proteolysis
Molecular function (GO): metalloendopeptidase activity
Source: RefSeq, a predicted model, not a curated record
UCUUGAACCUACGAUUCUCACUUCAAUCUCCAUCUAUUCACACCAACAACCUUAUCACCCAUGCAUUAUUGUGCCCAAGCAUGCUGUGGAAUUAUCCCACCUCACAUUCUGGAGCACAUCGCUUCCAGCCACCACCCUGAUGUGACUGAGCGCCAACGUGCCUUGGCCGGCAACACUCUUCGCACCAUGGCUCUCAUCCACAAAGCCAGAGAAGUCAUCGGCGACAGUCACGUACCCGGCUUUCGCACUCGGUCCGCGCCUCUCUCCGGCCGCCAUCUCUCUCGUAGCCACCAGUCCAUCAUCCCAGGCUACAUCUACAAGGAGAUCUCAGAAGCCAAAGAGCUUCCUGAGCACACUAGAGAACGAGCACGCCUCAACGUCCAGCGGAUCGACGCUCUCAAUCAAGCCCAGGGCGUGCUCCAGGGGAUCGUUAUCGGCUCCGCCGUCCCGAAGCAUUUCUACCGCGUGAUCCGCGAUGCCAAUCAAAAGAACGAAAGCAACGGCAGCGUCAUCGUGCACGAGGACGCUGCCGAUGCAAACAGCGUUGCGGCCACUGAUGACGACGUCAGCCGGGUGUGGGCCGACCUCGAGAAAAUCUUCGAAUUCUACUCCACCGAGUUCGACCGCAACUCGGUCGACGACAAGGGCUUGCAUCUCAUCGCCACAGUUCAUUUCGACGACGACAGCGGCGUGACGCCAGGGUUCAUGAAUGCCUUCUGGGACCCACGCACAAGUGAGUGGUACUUCGGGGAUGGCGACGGCGUCAUCUUCGACGACUUCACUAAAGCCAUCGACAUCGUUGCCCACGAGUACACCCAUGCCGUCACACAAUACACUGCAAAUCUGCCAUAUCGGUUUCAGGCGGGCGCGCUGAACGAGCACUAUUCCGACGUCUUUGGGGCUCUUGUGAAGCAGAAAUUCCACGCAGACGGACUCCAAAAGGCCAAGGAUGCGGAUUGGCUUGUGGGCGAGGGCGUGUUCCUCAACACUAAGGCUCCGGCACUGCGAAGCAUGAAGGAACCCGGAGAAGCAUAUGACUGGGACGUCAUCGGCGGCAAAGACCCUCAAGGCAAGGAUAUGGACGGAUACAAGAACUUGCCUGAGUGGCAGGACAAUGGUGGAGUGCACAUCAACUCGGGCAUUCCCAACCAUGCCUUCUUUCUCGUUGCCGUGGGCUUUAAAGAAGAGGACGGAUACAAAGGCUAUGCCUGGAAGGAGCCCGGUCAGAUCUGGUACAAGACGCUGGUGGAUCCGGAGUUCAGGGGCUAUUUCGACCUAGAAGGAGAGCUGACGAACCAGGCUGUGGAAAAGAACAUCAAGACCGCGUUCAAGUUGUUCGCCAAUUUGACCAUCAAGCAUGCUCAGGCGCUGUAUGGAACGCAGGGAAGGGAUAUCGUCAGGAAUGCUUGGAAGACGGUCAAAGUCUUGCCAUGA